Musa acuminata AAA Group (dessert banana) is the source of this 911-nucleotide messenger RNA. RefSeq lists its product as uncharacterized. The coding region runs from base 114 to 674 and encodes 186 amino acids. The transcript is spliced from 2 exons. NCBI's taxonomy places the organism in Eukaryota, Viridiplantae, Streptophyta, Magnoliopsida, Zingiberales, Musaceae. The record is from RefSeq and is a predicted model, not a curated record.
UGUGAGAGGAUGCGACCGACCGCCGCCGAGCUCUCUCCUCAGCCGCCUCGAGCCACUGCCUUCUGCUCUCUCCUCUUCAGCUAUCACCACAUGCAGUCCCCUUGUAGAAGCGUAUGGCACAUGAUGAUCCCGGUCAACUCCACUCCUUCAUCUACAAUCCAGCGAUCAAACGCUUGGUGGGUUGUGACAUGUGCGGUCGUAUGAGGCUCAUGUGCGAAGAUACAGCUCCAGAACAUGAAGGCUGCUCGACGCAAAGCCAAAGACCGACGUAUUAUAUAUCGAGUCCGUGGACUGUGGCAUUCAACAAGGAAGUCAUCAUCACCAUGGCCGAGAGGGAGUGCGGGAGAAGGAGACCGACGGAUGCCGCCGCCCAGUGCAUGCCGAGGCUGUGGCGCAAGAGCACGGCCGCCACGCCGGGGUCGCUCCUAGAGCGUUUCCGCGUGGUGGUGUUCAAGCUCAUCAUGCUGUCCGCCAUGUCCAAAAGCGUGCGCACGAGCCGGGAACGGACGCCGCCCGGCGGCAGUGGCUGUCAGCGCCAUCAUUCCGACUCGUACCGGAGCGAGGCGGUGGAGGACUGCAUCGAGUUCUUUAAGAGGUCGGCUGAGGGGGCCAAGAGCUCCGGCGUCGGGGACGAGGAAUUGGAGAUUGGCUUCGCUUCGUUGCCAGUCAUGUAAAGUGUGGGUGCGUCGUCUCUUUUGCUUUUGCUGCUAGUUUAAGCAGGUGAACUCGACUGGUUGGUUGUCUGAGCUCGUGGUUCCUGCAACAGUGUAUAAUACUGGGGUUGUAGAUAGUUCAUGCACACUGCUGCUGUAAUUCUAGUCUGCAGUUCUACUUGUGUUUGAUCGCAAGCUACACUUGCCAUUGAACCAUCUGAUGCAUCGCAUGAGGUCAGUGCACCGGCAAAUGGCAUU